AUGGAUCUUGAUUAUGAAUCUGGUCAUAGAGAACAUACGUAUUUUGAAUAUUUACUUCCAUCUAAUGCACGGAGUGCACUUACUUCAGAAAAUAAUACAAAGAAUAUAGCAUUCUUGGAGGCAUAUCAUCAGGAAGAGAUUAAUUCUCAAUAUAUAAUUCAGGUAGCAGAAAAG
Molecule: messenger RNA, 174 nt
Organism: Entrophospora candida
Lineage: Eukaryota; Fungi; Glomeromycota; Glomeromycetes; Entrophosporales; Entrophosporaceae
Source: the annotation of a GenBank genome assembly